This is a messenger RNA of Puntigrus tetrazona (Sumatra barb), 687 nucleotides long. It is a transcript of the gene ift46, whose product is annotated as intraflagellar transport 46 homolog (Chlamydomonas). The record is from RefSeq and is a predicted model, not a curated record. Lineage: Eukaryota; Metazoa; Chordata; Actinopteri; Cypriniformes; Cyprinidae. Gene Ontology annotation, cellular component: centrosome; motile cilium; intraciliary transport particle B. Gene Ontology annotation, biological process: cilium assembly; intraciliary transport.
AUGACCUGCCCGCAUCCAACAGAGAAAAAAAGAGCUACCACUUGCGCCCGGGCUUCUAAUCAGAACGAUAAGAAGAUGAAGAGGAUGAUGAUUUAUGAUGAUGACGUAUACUCACAGACGAUAGAGCUUGACCACAAAUUGAAGCCCCCCUUUAUCCCUGAUUCAUCCCCAGCUGUGGGAGACAUUGAUGCUUUCUCAAAGUGAGGCAUGCCAGAUGGGAGCCACAAUCUGGGUCUCCUGGUUCUGGAUGAGCUGCAGAAUAAACAGUCAGACCUAACAGUGCUUCUGUGGCUCAGAGGAGAAUGUAAAGAUGUACAUCUCUUUCACAGGCGAAAGUAAAGAGCGCUUGAAAACCCAGAGAAGAACCCUAAAGCCAUAGACAGCCGGAUCGAGGAGCAUUAGGUGAGCUUUUCACGGUCCAAGCCUCCAGCGAUUGUACAUCAUACUCAUCCUAUGCAAGAGGCGCCUGAGUUUGAGGAGCUUGUUCAUCAGGUCAAUCUUCCCACAGCAGAUAUUGACUGUGAUUUGGCAGAGGCGUUGACAUUAUUUGUAAGAGUCCUGGACAUCCCUGUACAAGAAUAUUCACUACUUCACGCCCUGUUCACACUUUAUCUCCUAAUUCAAAACUCACAGCACUUUAAAUCUGCAGCGGAGGGCCAGAAAUCUGACACACCGCCUGCUUCAUGA